CGUUAUGUAUUUUUUUUGCAGUGCACGGAUUUUGUGAAGGCAGGAGCGGAGCAAGGAUUGACGCCAUCCGAUGUCGUUCUGGCCGCCGAUAUCACUUUCUCGUGCGUGGCUGACCCUCAAGCUGCUAAAGAUAUGGUUUUUGGUAACUGCGGUGUCUUGACGGAGAUAUCACCCGACAAGAGCUACGUCGAAAUGACCGGUAUUGACGCGGAGACGUCUCAGGACAUCGCCGAGGCGAUAAACGGCAAGGGUGGUCGCUAUCUCGAGGCACAGGUGCAAGGGAGCAAAACGCAAGCGCAAGAAGGCACUCUGGUCAUCCUUGCCGCUGGAGAUCGGUCGCUCUUUGACGAAUGCCAAUCCUGCUUCGAGGCAAUGGGCAAGAACAGCUUCUACCUCGGCGAAGUCGGCAAUGCUUCCAAGAUGAAUCUUGUACUUCAGCUAAUGGCUGGUGUCACUCUGGCAGCUCUGGCCGAGAGCAUGGCACUCGCGGAUCGCGCUGGACUCCAGCAAAAGGACGUUCUGGAGGUUCUGGAGUUGACAUCUCUGGCGUGUCCGGCAAUUCUUGAGAAGGGCAAAGCGAUUAUUGAAGGCGGUUUCCCUACUCAAUUACCGCUGCAACAUAUGCAGAAGGACCUGCGACUGUCGUUAGGCAUGAGCGACCAGUUGGAGCAACCUUUGCCGCUUGCUGCCGCAGCGAAUGAAGUUUACAAGCACGCAAAGCGUCUUGGAUAUGGCGAACACGACGCCUCGGCCGUUUAUAUUAGGGCUAGGUUCUAACGCAGCAUGCGCUUCGUGUUGUUGUCACCGAGCUUCUUCAUAUUUAUUGCGAUACCUGACGUUGUUUCCCGCCGCUAAGAAAGAAAGAGAAAAAGAGAGGGGGAGAGAGAGAGAGAGAGAAAAAGAGAGACAGAUAAAGAGAAAGGAGAGUACAUAUUACUGUAUACAUAAAAAAUAUAUUCGUAUAUUUUUGGUUUGAUAUAGGUUGACGAUUUCGAAAGAUAUACACGCCGUGUAAACAUUUGUGAGGUUUUACGGAAGUAGAGAAUUGAAGUUAAGCAACGAGGAAACAAAAACGCGGUAGCAAAUCGCAGAAGAGCUUUGUCGACUCGCGUCGCGAAGAAAAAUGUUACAACUAUUUGAAAAAAAAUUUUUUUAAAUUAAUUUCUCACACUAUGACAAUGAUUUGGAUUAUGGCAAUAUUCUUUUUUUUCUGAUAUCAAAGCGAUAGCUUCCCGUGUGCAUGUCGAUGAAGGGAAUAUUUUUCUUCGCACGCGGACGGAGGAUUAGCGUCGGUUUGAUUAACAGUCGAGCUCCCGAGUCGCGUUUCGGUUUCGAUCGCGCGCAAGACGCCCACCUAAUUCGGUUUCGAGAGAUUCGGGACGUGUCGGAAGAAAAAUAAUGUGCCUUACGAUACCGAUUGAGGGAAAAGGCUUAAAUAAAACGUUGCGCGAGAUAGCCGCAUUGAAAGCGGCUCAUGAUAAACGAUUACACUGUAUCGGCGUGAGAUUAUGCCAACGGCAGGGAGAUUGACGAGCUCGAUCACGACGGUGACGGUCACGAACGUUAAUGACAGUAGCCACGGAGAAGUGUAGAGACCGCACGUUUUACGUGGUGCAAUUGUAAAGUUAAAAUUACGCGAAUAUCUUAGAAGCCUUUGCCAACCCGAAGCGAUAACAGCAAGAGGUUGACGACUGAUUCUUUCUUGCAUACUUUCGUCUUCUUUAUGAUCUAAAGGAUAGCUUUUAAUGGACUAUUUUAUAGACGCACUUUUAUUUUCAUAGCUUUCUCGAGUUUGUAUGUCACACUUUGUACAACGAACAGACGCACAUAUAUUAUCUUGCGCUGUUUAUUAGUAAAUUUAGCAGAUCUAACUGAAGGAUUAGUUAUUUUUCUGGAGAUUUAUCGGCAAACUCACAUGACAGUACCGUCAUCAAUUCGUCCGUGCAGAAAAAAAAUUCUUAUGAAAUCGUGAAGUUCGACGUUUGAAUUGGAAAAAAGGAAAGAUAUUAACGCUCGCAUUAACUUGGUUCACUUUUACCGACGCUGCUGUUAAUCGACAAGCUGACGUGCAGCGCAUUAUAAAUUAAUGAAGAUACAGAGGGACUGAGGAAAAUGUUAUUUAGAAUAGAUAUAUGUGUAUAUUAUAUGUUGCGUUUUCUUAUCUUCUUAACAACGUUAACGAUAUCAGCUUUCCUCGAAGGCCUGGCCUUGAAAGCAGUAGUAGAAAUUGAAACUGUACGUCCGCAGAUAUUUUGUACUUUUAGUCAUUCCACAGUUUUGAAAAGGAAAGUUUCAAACCCAAAGUCACAAGCCGAGCAUGAUAAAAUCUGAAUAAAAAAGUACACUGAUGAAUGAUUUUUGCGGGUGUCACUUUCCCAAAACUUUCCCUGACGUAAUUCGUUUAGUAUACCGAAAUUUGUCUACAAAAGCGAGUCGCGUGUUCGACGGACGUCGAAUUCUCGGAACGGUUCGCGAUAACGUACUUUACUACCGCGUACGAGUCACAUGAUCGCAUGAUCUCCGCGAGAAGAGAAUCCUGAGGGGAGAGAUGAAUGAGCGAAGGAAGCGUUUUCGUUUUCCCAGGAAUAUGAUCUCGUGGGCGACGCGCGUCGAAAUCGAGAGUGACUGCAGGAUCGCGAAUUGGCCUGCGUGGGAGACUUGGUCGAGGAACCGAAAGAAGAAAAAGAUGCAUGAAUUUCCCCCCGAUGUGCAAGAAAAUAUUGUCGGCGUUUAAAGAUGCAUGAAAAUCCGCAGAGAGAACUUCUUCACGUCGAAAUAAAUUUGCGCUAUUUCUAUAGAAUUUUUUAUCUUUUUCCUGCCAAAUUAUUGCAGACUUUUUGUGAGAGUUCUUGAACAUUGAUUUUACAAAGCUCAGGCGAUGUCCGAUAGAAAUGCGUGAAGUAUUUUCUAAACUGUUGCCUCUGAUAUAUUUUUUGUAUAUUCUUAGAUUAAAAACUGCAAAUUUUUACGUUGUGUUUAACUAUGAUUUUUGUCGGAGAAAAUAUUUAGAGAAAUGAUUAAAAAAAAAAAAAAAACAAGAAAUUUUCUUUUGGCGGAGAACCCAAGCGAGAUUAUUUCUGCGUCGAAGAGUCAACUUUUUUUUUUAUGUAGUUUCCAUUUCUCUUCAGGCGGCAAUCCUUUCACACCACCUGCACUCUUAUCUACAGAUAUUUCUCGAAAUCGAAUGGAUAAUCGCGUCAUUCACGCGGCACAGAUCUCGAAUUUAUGUAAGCGCGUGCGGGAAAUUGCGUAGCGUAUAGCUGAAAUAACAGUGGCUCGGCGCCAUAUCACGUGCGACAAUGUAAUUAGACACAUACACAGUUGACAGUUAAAUAAUAACAUCACAAUGACACAUUUUGUAUGUGUAUGAACCUGCAACCUGUGGGGCGGAGAUAGAAUGAGGAAAUAUUAUAUUCUACUGCAUUAAACAAAAAGCAUAAAGAAGGAUAUAUUAUUAGUAAAUAUUAAGUUUACUAAAGAAAAAAAAAACAAGCAGAAAUCGAAGGAGAAGGAGGAGAGUAAUGUGGGAGUAAUUAGUGUGAGUGCGAGCGAAUGAAUGAGGGUAUACGUUAUGCGCGUUACGUCGGCAACAGACGUUAUAUGUUUUGUCACGGAUACACAAUGGUUUUUAAAUAAAUAUCUAUUUGACCUAUGAA
Messenger RNA from Temnothorax curvispinosus, 3656 nucleotides. RefSeq names its product putative oxidoreductase GLYR1 homolog. The annotation marks the transcript as partial. The transcript is spliced from 3 exons. The record is from RefSeq and is a predicted model, not a curated record. Lineage: Eukaryota; Metazoa; Arthropoda; Insecta; Hymenoptera; Formicidae. Gene Ontology annotation, molecular function: NAD binding; NADP binding; oxidoreductase activity, acting on the CH-OH group of donors, NAD or NADP as acceptor.